Messenger RNA from Tremella mesenterica DSM 1558, 609 nucleotides. RefSeq lists its product as uncharacterized. The record is from RefSeq and is a predicted model, not a curated record. The transcript is spliced from 2 exons. Lineage: Eukaryota; Fungi; Basidiomycota; Tremellomycetes; Tremellales; Tremellaceae. Bases 1 to 609 code for a protein of 202 amino acids.
AUGACCAAAUCUCCUUCUCCAAACUCAGAGCUCACCUUGCUACUCCGUCCCCACGUCGUCAAGCGAGAGUCCUCCGCCCUCGAACAGAACUCUUCGAUCCCCGUCGCAACUCCGUCGUCAGCCACUCGACAAACCGCCGCCCUUCUUCUGCGUUUGAGGGACCGCGUAGUUGACUCUGCUGACGAUGAUGAAUAUCUGGAGCCGGAAGAGGACGUCCCAAUGGAGGACGAACUGGAGCAGGACGAAUUGAGUGCAGAAGAUGAACAGGAAAACCCGGUAGAACCGGAAUCAAACGAGUUUCCCGGGAUCGAAGACCUGGAUUCGAGGCUAGCACAGUCUCGAAUUGUGACCAAUCCUGUUCCUCCCGCUACUCCCGCGCGGCAAUCCAGCGACGAGCUGCAAGAAGUGGGGUAUCUCACUCCGUAUGUCGCCUCCGCCAAGAGCAAGAAAGUCGCUGUUGGCGAUCGUGUGGAGAUUUCGCCCUCUUCGGUGACGGUCAGCAAUGGGACUGUAACCGUGUCUCACGGUUCGACCGUCACUCGCUUCCAUGACGUACGGGUUCGAGCGUCUCCUCACCUGUCCAGGGGUCAAUUGGUGUGUAAUCUGUAA